Carlito syrichta (Philippine tarsier) is the source of this 2777-nucleotide messenger RNA. Its product is annotated as zinc finger protein 658B-like. The record is from RefSeq and is a predicted model, not a curated record. Gene Ontology annotation, molecular function: DNA-binding transcription factor activity, RNA polymerase II-specific; RNA polymerase II cis-regulatory region sequence-specific DNA binding. Gene Ontology annotation, biological process: regulation of transcription by RNA polymerase II. Lineage: Eukaryota; Metazoa; Chordata; Mammalia; Primates; Tarsiidae. Bases 1 to 1860 code for a protein of 619 amino acids. The transcript is spliced from 3 exons.
AUGGAGGGAAAUAUUACAAGAGCACACAGAUCAUCUGUAUCCGUUGCAGUGGAAGGAUAUCAUAAAAUUGAUGACAACAUACAAGAGAUCCAGGAAAAACAAAAGAAGUCUCUGUGUCAAGUAAUAUUCAUUGAUGACAAUGAUAAAACCUUGAGUAAAGAAGAGCAGAAAGGAUACCUCAUUCAGUAUCAGAGGACCCAUUCAGGGGAGAAACUUCAAUACGAAGAAUGUGGGAAAUCAUUUUGUACAAGUUCACACUCUAUUCAGCAUUCUGGAGCUCAUGUGGGAUUCAAACAUUAUGAAUGUAAUGAAUGUGGGAAAACUUUCUGUCAGAAGUCAAACCUUAGUGAACAUGUGAGAAUUCACACUAAGGAAAAAACUUAUGGUAACAAUGACUGUGGGAAAUCUUACAGGUCACCCAUUAUAGGACAUCAGAGAAUAGAAACAAAGAUGAAACUCUGUGAAGCCAGUGAAUGUGGGAAAAUAUUCUUCAAGAUGGCAUGUCUUAAAGAACAUUGGAGAAUUCCCACUGAGGAGAAACCUUAUGAAUGUAUUGGAUGUGGGAAAACUUUCUUCACAUCAUCACAUCUCAGAGCACAUCAGAGAAUUCACACAGGUGACAAACCCUAUGAAUGUAUUGAAUGUGAGAAAACUUUCUCUCACAAGACACACCUCAAUGCACAUCAGAGAAUCCACACAGGAGAGAAACCCUAUGAAUGUACUGAAUGUGGAAAAUCUUUUACCUGUAAUUCAGCCCUAAAAGCACAUCAGAGAAUUCACACAGGUGAGAAACCCUAUGUAUGUACUGACUGUGAGAAAACUUUUGCCUAUAAUUCAGCACUCAGAGCACAUCAGAGAAUUCACACAGGGGAGAAACCUUAUGAAUGUAAAGAAUGUGGAAGGGCUUUUGCCCGUAUUUCUGUUCUCAAAGCACAUCAAAGUAUUCAUACAGGUGAGAAACCCUAUGACUGUAAUGAUUGUGGGCGAUCUUUUACCUUCAGUUCAGGUCUAAGAGCACAUCAGAGAAUUCACACAGGGGAGAAACCCUAUGAAUGUAAUGAAUGUGAGAAAACUUUUACCCAUAAUACAGCCCUCAGAGUACAUCAGAGAAUUCACACAGGGGAGAAACCUUAUGAAUGUAAUGAAUGUGACAAAACUUUUACCCGUAAUUCAGCGCUUAGAGCACAUCAGAAAAUUCACACAGGGGAGAAACCCUAUGAAUGUAAUGAAUGUGGAAAAACUUUCACUGAGAAGUCAUAUGUUAGUGCACAUCAGAGAGUUCACACAGGAGAGAAACCCUAUGAAUGUAAUAUUUGUGGAAAACCAUUUGCCUUUGACUCAUCCCUUAAAGUGCAUCAGAGAAUUCACACAGGUGUGAAAUCCUAUUGUUGCAAUGAAUGUGGGAAAACUUUCUCCCAGAAGUCACACCUUAUGUCACACCAGAGGACUCACACAGGGGAGAAACCCUAUGAAUGUAAUGAAUGUGGAAAAAGUUUCUCCCAGAAGUCAAACCUUAGUGCACACCAGAGGACUCACACAGGGGAGAAACCCUAUGAAUGUAAUAUUUGUGGGAAACCAUUUGCCCUUAGCUCAUCCCUUAAAGUGCAUCAGAGAAUUCACACAGGUGUGAAAUCCUAUGGAUGUGAUGAAUGUGGGAAAACAUUCUCCCAGAUGGGGAGAAACCCUAUGAAUGUAAUGAAUGUGGGAAAGCUUUUGCCCACUUUUCAACUCUCAGAGUACACCAGAGAAUUCACACAGGGGAGAAACCCUAUGAAUGUGGUGAAUGUGGGAACAUUUUUGUUCGUAAGGCAGCUCUUAGAGUACAUCACAUCAGAAUGCAUACCAGAGAGAAAACCCUAACACAUCAUGAAUUUGAGAAGUCCUGAAUUAACUCAUGCCUUACUUUAUACCACACAGCAGAGAAACUCUUGUCAUGUAGACUGGAAAGUUGUUUUCCCUAACAUUUUCCACUAGGCUCAUAUCUUGUUGAAAAUCCCGAUCUCAUUCAUCCAGGUGGGCUGACCAGAGAAUAUGAUGCUAAUGAUAUCUAUUACAUUUUGUCCUGGCCCUUAAGCAUAGUCUCCCUGGUCUAUGGCAAGAUGGGAUUGAGAUGAUUUCCACAGCAAGUUGGCUUUUGUGUGUUGAAUGUGGUGCAGCACAAGGUCAAAAGAAGCUAGAAUCUGAGUAAAUGUUUGAAAUAUAAUUCUCUGCUUCCACAUCUUCAUCAGUUGUUUGUUUUUCAAGCAAGUAUUAUGAGCUCUCAGAUUUGACCUAUUAGUUAAAUGCAUUGUUUUGCUGUCUCCCUAUUAGACUGGGAUGAAAUCGUACUAACAUAAUACAUUUCAGAACUAUAAUAAUUCAGUUUUAUUGUAUAUCGGAGACUUCACAUGAAGAAGAAAAUUGUCAACAUCCUGAAUGAUGAGAAGCCUUCAUUAAAGUCAGAGAUAUUUUGGAAAAACACAAAAGCCUUCACAACAAAAUUAAUUGCAUUAAACAUCAAAUAAUUAGGAUAAAAUUUUAUAUUUUGAAUAAAUGAUUUUUAACAAAUAUUGAAUGUUUGUUUUUAGAAAUUUAUUUCCUGAGAAAGUGUCAGUUUCAGAAUUGAAAAAAAUAAAAUCUUCACCUACAAAAACUUAUGUUUGGAUGUACUAUCAAAAAUUUUAUAGAAAAAAAGAACAAAUUCCUAUACACAAACUCACUGUAGAAUGUGAAGUUUUUUAAAUGGAGGAAUAGCUUAAAUUCUGUGGAUAACACCAAUAAAUAUUUAUGAAAAGUCA